Tripterygium wilfordii is the source of this 342-nucleotide messenger RNA. Its product is annotated as cytochrome P450 71D8-like. The record is from RefSeq and is a predicted model, not a curated record. The transcript has a single exon. Lineage: Eukaryota; Viridiplantae; Streptophyta; Magnoliopsida; Celastrales; Celastraceae. Gene Ontology annotation, molecular function: monooxygenase activity; oxidoreductase activity, acting on paired donors, with incorporation or reduction of molecular oxygen; iron ion binding. Bases 1 to 342 code for a protein of 113 amino acids.
AUGGAUAUGAAAGUGCUUAUCGAUGUGUGGGCGAUCGGAAGAGAUAGUGAGUAUUGGGUUGAUGCUGAAAGAUUUUACCCAGAGAGGUUCCUAGAUAGUCCUAUUGAGUUCAAGGGUACUAAUUUUGAGUACAUUCCAUUUGGUGCUAGAAGGAGGAUAUGUCCAGGCAUGACAUUUGGUCUUGCCAAUUUUGACAUCAUGCUUUUGCAGUUGUUGUAUCAUUUUGAUUGGAAACUCCCUGACGGGAAAAAUCCUAAAGACCUUAACAUGACAAAUCUCUUCGGCAUAUCGAUGAGAAGAAAAGAUUAUCUCUACUUGAUUCCUACUCCUUAUCCCUCCUAA